This is a messenger RNA of Osmia lignaria (orchard mason bee), 4423 nucleotides long. RefSeq lists its product as uncharacterized. Gene Ontology annotation, molecular function: protein binding. Lineage: Eukaryota; Metazoa; Arthropoda; Insecta; Hymenoptera; Megachilidae. The record is from RefSeq and is a predicted model, not a curated record. Gene Ontology annotation, cellular component: nucleus.
CAGGUGCAGGUGCGGGUGCAUGUAUAUAGUUGUACGCGACGCGGAGACGUGAGCUGGAAGAAACUACGUGUGCGAAGUUGGCGACACGGUUCCGGUGGUGUCGGUAGUUGCUGUGGCAGAAUGGACGGUAGCACAAGUCCGCCGUCGGAUGUGACGGCAAUGGGAAGUGAAAAUGAGGAAGGAUCAAAGACGGAACGAGGCACCGACGACACCGUCACCUCUGUAUCAUCGAAUUCGAUCAAUUCCACGUAUUCCAUUACGCAGCCUGACCAGUCAACAACGAGGGAAUAUCGCGGUCAGGAUUCGAUAAGAGCCGGUUCAGCUUCUCCGCUCCCUACGACCUCGCCGUCUUCGUCGUCAUCGUUGUCCUCUUCGUUGUCACCGCCGCCGCCACCGCAACCGCAACCGGGGUGUGGCUGCGUUCCUGCUACCGUCCUCGAACCUGACGAAAUUACCAUUAGCAUCACGCCGACCACCGGUGGACAAUUUGACCUUACCGUCGAUCGCACCGACACCGUUGAGAAUCUCAAGAAAAUCAUCUCGAAGAGGUUGAAGGUCGCCAAGGAACGGAUUUGUUUAUUACAACGUGAAAGGCAAUUACGCGAAGGAACGCUCGAGGAAAAUCGUUUACAAGAUGGCAGUCGACUUACGUUACUACCGAGCGUCGAAACCGGCCUUCUGGCACAACGACCUGAGCAGAGUGUGAUGCAAGCGCUGGAGAGCCUAAAUGAUUCUCAGGUGAACGACUUUUUGUCUGGCAAGGCUCCAUUGAAUCUCACCAUGCGCCUCGGAGAUCACAUGAUGCUGAUACAAUUGCAACUGUCCACUGUGACGCCACCUUCGCCAACCACCAAUCAGGCGACCAGCAGUACAACCGGAUUGACCAUCGGUGGAAAUAGCCCGAACGGAUCUAAUUUAUCCACCAGCCACGUUUCGACCUCUCUGCAGAGCAGACGAUCCACCGUUUUGGCCGCACGCUCGACCAGCAGCAGCUCCUCGACUAAAUUACAGAACGGCACAGCAGCUUCGCGAUUCUCCCCUUUGAUACGUUUGGCAGAAGCGUUGCACGCAGCCCGUACUAACUGCAGUACCAAUCUUUCGACAGCCACCACCACGACCAGCCCUGUUUGUUCCAGUCGCGCAACUACCGCCCCAUCUGUGUCCUCCACGUCUUCUUACUCGUCGACCAGUCCGCCGCAUUCGUCCUUCUGCGCUAAUCAGUCGCAAUCAACGCGCACCACCAGUAACCAUGGCUCUUCGUCGCCGCCCAACACCACCAAUUCCAGCGCGUGUCAAUCUUGCCUUCUUUAUCAUCAUCACCUUCUUUAUCAUCAUAGUCACCAUCAUCAUCAUCACCAUCACCACCAUCAUCAUCAUUCAAGAAACAAGUCCACGACCUCGCCCAAUACCACCCAGUCAUCCACCUCUGUCGACCAUUUGCAACAAUCUACCUCAACUGGUCAUGGCUGCAUGGAAUCAUCGAUGCCCUACGACGUUACUCCGCCAAGGAAAAAGCUCUGCACCGCUCACCACCAUAGUCAACAGUCCAUGAGUGGCGCAGACUCUACGAGGAGUACCGCCGUGGACGGCGAUUCCAGUGUACAGAGUCCUGCCUCCUCGUUGGCCGAGCAAAACUCGAAAACAGCGACCCUCGACACCAGAGCGUUGGUGGAAGCUUCCCGUAAUUUGACGCAGAAACUAAAGCAGCUCUCCUCUGAGGUACUCACCUCGCGGGUCGACCUCGCAGAGGAAAACGCAAGACGUAGACAAGGUGCAAUAAUAGAGAGUAUGCACCACCAUGGAAAGGGUGUGUACUCUGGUACGUUCAGUGGAACCCUGAACCCAGCUCUUCAAGAUAGACACGGACGUCCUAAGCGAGACAUAAGUACCAUUAUUCACAUUCUGAACGACCUGCUGUGUGCCACGCCAUCAGCCACCGCAGGUCAUUACAGGCAUCAUCAUAGGCAUUCUAGUGGCCGUCAGCAAUCUUCAGCGUCCCCAUCCUCCAGUGGAACGACAACUGUUAAUGGUACAUCAACGUCCAUCGGUUGUCACGAUUCCCCAACACCUGGAUACUCUAGUGAGGAACUGUCGAAGGAAAAUGAAGCAACAAAGGGAAAGAUGAGACGGCUACGUUUGGUGAUGGAACAACGACGCGCCAAGAGAAAAGCCAGAAAACAAGCGAGGGCAGCUCCGUACACCACGCAAUGGGCUGCGGUCACGCCGGAUCCUGAUCCUAAUCACGAUCCAAAUACAUCCAGCACUGCUACCGCCAAUGCAACGGAACCACAAAACGAACCAGAACUACAACCGUGUAGUCCGGAACCGGUUGUAGCUUAAACGCGUGUUAUCUGUUGAAUGGUAACCCUAAGUAGUAUCGCCUUGUAUGAUACAUGCAAUGAAUUUUUCAACUAGCGCACUGAUUUAUUCAAAGAUACGGAUAAACUCGAUCGCUUUUUACGCGUAUAUACCUUUUCACUACGAGAUUUUCUUUGAUACGUACCAAGUACUAUAAGAAAAUGGAUCUCGUUUUCACAUUUUGUUACAUCCGAGCGAAACGUGUCAGAUUGGAAAUCAAGGAGUAUUUAUCGCGACAUGAAUUUCAUUGAUACAGAGACUGUUUAAAAAAACCAAGUACGAUGUUAUAGUUGUGCGCCACAACAUUCUAUACGCAUAAUUUACAGUAUUGCCCUAUGAUACGUGUACCUCCGAUACUGUUUUCAACGUUUCGACACCCUUUCGAUCGAAAGUAAGAGAUAAGAAAAAUUCUAGCAAUAUUAUAAAUACGUGCGAUCAAUAGGUACGAUAAUAGAAAGUUUCAUGGGAAAUGUGCACGUCUCACUGGAAAGUUGCAUGGGGAAUUUAAUAGGGACAAAAAUUGUAAUUGUAAAAGUAAUUGAAUCGCAUUAACAAUGUUUGGCUAUCACUCAGGACUUGAUCAUAGCUGACAAUAAUUCGACGAAUGAAUCAGUGUGACCAGUAUGUACGCCUAUAAUAUAUUAUUGAUCACGUACAAGGGAGAUUCGAUGAACAGACAGAGAAAUCCCAUGAAAAAGAAAGCAUGGUACGCUAAAGGAGUUGUCAAUAGCGAAGACUCCUUUUAAAAACUAGAACAAACAAGACCGUCACUUUGAUCGAUGAUUAUCAAUCUUGUCGGUAUUGGCGUAUACUCAAUUAAUAGUAGACACGAGUAGAAUUUUAAACACUCACACGUCGCGAAUUGCAGGGAAGACUGUUAUAUAAAAGCAAUGUUACAGUGUUUAUUCAUGGUAACCAUUACGAGAAAUUGCAGGCCUGCUGCGAGAAAAUGAAAGAUUUGUUUUCUGAGUGGUAACUAUAUUUGUUUGACUGGUUAAUCUGUAUCACGUUACUGAAUGCAUAUAAGAAGAGUGCAUUUUCUCAAUAUCACUGAUUAGGAAACUUGUGUAUCAAGAAAGCUUUCACUGUAACGCUUUAGUUUUAUCAGUGAAAAAAGAAUUAUGUCUUAACACACUAGCAUUAAUUGCACUUUGCCUACUAAUGUACAUAAUUCAGUAGUGUGAUAUCGAUUGAUCAGUUUGGUGUCAAUAAUUUCAUAUCAGUUCUGGUAUAUGUAAAAAUUGGAACGGAUUGGAAUUUAUAACUUAGAAUCGAAUGGUAAGCUUGGUUGCUCUUCGGGAUCACCAUCGGUUGUCUUUGUUGAGAAGAAGAAAAACAGAACUCAAAGCACGUGGAUAAAUGGUCCUAUAGUUAGAACUAGAUAAUCCUAUCGCAUGGCUUCUAUGCCAAAAUUCAUUUAAGUUUUACUAGGUACUAAAUAAUAUAAUAUUAUCUAAUAGUAUAUUGCGCUAGGUUACUUAGGAGAAAAAAAUAUUAUUAUUAUUAUUAUUAUUAUUAUUAUUAUUAUUAUUAUCAUUACUACUGCUACAGUUUUGCAAACUGGCUCAAUAUUGUAACAUAUGAUUAUCGAAUUCUCUCGAGUACCAAAAUAAAUAAGAUUGCUUGCUAAGCUAAGGAAAAAAAAACAAAAGUCCAACUUUAGUCUUGUUUAAAUGUGACAUCGUCUGUUGAGUAUUUGUUAUUAUUGUUAUUACUGUUUAUUACCUGUAAAAUUCGCCGAUAUUGUUUCGUUCUACCAUUAUUGAUUAUUAUUUUAGUUAAAACGACGAAUUCGAAAAUAUGUUUCAUUUUUAGAUUAUAAGAAUAUACAUAUGAUUUAAGAAACUUAAAAAAAGAAAAAAAGAAAAAACACAAGUAUGAAAUUGGAUUAAAAAGUUAUUAAUUUUGAAAUUGUUUAUUUUAAAUUAUGUCUUGAAUCACGUGAAAUUGUAGAAACUUAUCGAAGCUUAAAAAUUAUGCUAUCAUAGUUUAUAUUACUAACAAAUUGUUGUAGUUACACGCAACACAGACUUCGCGACAAUACAACCAUUAUUAUAAAGAAAAA